CCGGCGGGAGCGAUGCGUGCGGCUCGCACGCGGGCGGAAGUGCCCGGGACACUUCGGGGGUGGGGGCAUGGGCUUCCCUCUGCCGGGAGGGAAAAACACCACUACUGCGGGGAUUAAUUUAGCCGCUGGCGGCCUCCCGCUGACGCCACGGCUAAUUUGCAUAGAGCUCUUCCGGGUUACGCGGUUUGGAGCGGAGUCUGUGCGUACAGCCAGCCAACCGCGUGUGUAUAUGCAAAGAGCGGCGGGGCUGGAGGCGUGCUGGCCUCUGCGCAUGGUCCUUGCCGCCUUCAGGCGCGCCCUACCCGCAUAUUCGCAGGCCGCCCGCAGGCUAUGUCCGCUGGGCGCGGGCCUGGAUGCUCCCCGAAGGUCUCGCCCUCCAGUCGCGGAGGGCGCCUCACCAAGACUGAUGCCCAGCCGCGAGCGCUCCCGGGCGCAUGGCUCCCGGGGAAACCCGCCUGGCGCCGACCCCCCGACUGUGGUGUCUCCAGGCCCCAGAGCCGGUGUCUGGCGCCCUCCGUGCCAGCCUUCACCCGCACGUCACCAGCCUCGGACCAGGAAGAUCGUAUUUGAGGAUGAGCUGCCCUCCCGGGUCCCCCUGCGCGGCAGGAGACCCGGUACAACUGGACCGUGCGGGCAGACGCUCAGGCCCCACCCAGUGCGCGACUAUGAGCUUAAGUACCCGCCACUGAGGAACGAGAGGGGCAGGAGACGCUAUGUCGCCGUAUUCCAGGACCAGCAUGCAGAACUCCGGAAGCUCCAGCGCGAGGUGGAUGACACUGAAGCCAAGCUACAGCAGCUAGAGAUGCUGCUGCGCUCGCUGCCUCCGCCCCGAUGCCAGGAGGAGGCCCGGGCCACUGCCCGCGUGUGGCGGGAGCUGGAAAAGAAGCGCAGGGACCCUGGCUUCCUGCGCAGGCAGGCACGCUGUUUCUACCUGAAGGGUAAACUGAGGCACCUCAAGAGCCAGAUCCAGAAAUUCGACGACCAGGCAGACAGUGAAGGCUCCGUGUACUUCUGAGGUUCCCAGAUGCAGACACAGAAGGGUGUGACCCUUGAGCUCGCCCAGCCUGGCUACAUUGGCCAGGCAACCGGGUGGGACUCUGGGUCUCUGCCCCAGUGGAACGAAUGUAUGAGAAAUACCUGCUCUGUGCAGUCAUUUCACACCCCCAAUUGUCACCGGAAGCCCGUUCUUCCAUUUUCCAGAGUAGGAAAAAUAAAAAGACCCCAAGAAAGGGCCUUGUUCAGGA
Messenger RNA from Cavia porcellus (domestic guinea pig), 1244 nucleotides. It is a transcript of the gene Ocel1, whose product is annotated as occludin/ELL domain containing 1. The coding region runs from base 68 to 1015 and encodes 315 amino acids. The record is from RefSeq and is a predicted model, not a curated record. Gene Ontology annotation, biological process: bicellular tight junction assembly. Gene Ontology annotation, cellular component: apical plasma membrane; bicellular tight junction; cytoplasmic vesicle. The transcript is spliced from 5 exons. Lineage: Eukaryota; Metazoa; Chordata; Mammalia; Rodentia; Caviidae.